CAGAACACGUUAGGAAAUAUUGCCUCAUGCAGUCUUGGCUACAGACAACAGUCUUCAAGAGGAACGGGGAUCGGGAGGGGAAAGAGCUGGCCUGCUUCGUGUAUUAAUUAAUACAGUAUAACACCGGGCCUUGACCAGGUUCGAUCAAGGAGCAGUGUUCCUCCGCUUGACUUGCCCGCCCAGCUUCUCAGCAACCAAGCACUCUUGAACUUUUCGAGGAGCACAAUGGAGCUGCUUCGAGUCUCCCUCGCCGCUGUUGCACUCUCCCCAUUAAUAUUAUUCGGCGUUGCAGCCGCCCACCCUACCGCCCGAUCCAUUGCCCGCUCCACGAUUCUUGACGGAGCCGAUGGCCUUCUUCCGGAGUAUGACUACAUCAUCAUCGGGGGCGGCACGUCCGGAUUGACUGUCGCCGACAGACUCACGGAGAAUAGAAAGCAUUCUGUUCUUGUUUUGGAAAGAGGCAUUUUCCAGAACUCUAGCUCGGUGACCACCAUUUCUGGGGGAAGCAGAGGCCUCUUCGAUCCAAGUCUGACCUUCAACAUCAACUCCGUUCCCCAAGCUGGGCUGGACAACCGCAGCAUUGCCGUCAUUGGCGGGUUGAUCCUCGGCGGCAGCUCCGGCGUCAACGGGCUUCAAGUCCUCCGUGGACAAAGAGAAGACUAUGACCGCUGGGGAUCGUACUUUGGGCCAAACUCUGACUGGAGUUGGAAAGGUCUCCUGCCGUAUUUCAAGAAGGCAUGGAAUUUCCAUCCGCCCAGGCCAGAGCUGGUCAGUCAGUUCGACAUCAAGUACGACCCCAGCUACUGGGGCAACACGUCUGACGUGCACGCAUCUUUCCCAACCACUUUCUGGCCGGUGCUCAAAUUGGAGAUGGCUGCAUUUGGUGACAUCCCUGGGGUCGAAUAUCCGCCCGACUCUGCUUCUGGCGAGACCGGGGCGUAUUGGCACCCAGCGUCCGUUGACCCAGCGACAGUCCUCCGCUCCUUCGCUCGGCCCGCGCAUUGGGACAACAUUGAGGCGGCACGUCCCAAUUACCACACCCUGACCGGGCAACGCGUAUUGAAGGUCGCAUUUGAUGGCAAUCGAGCGACCAGCGUCGUCUUCGUGCCGGCGAAUGCAACGGAUCACAGCACUGCCAGGUCCGUGAAGGCCAAGAAGGAGAUCGUCUUGGCCGCCGGCGCCAUUCACACGCCCCAAAUCCUACAGGCGAGCGGAGUAGGGCCGAAGCAGGUCCUGAAGGAAGCAGGCGUGCCGCUUGUCGUUGACGCUCCCGGUGUCGGCAGCAAUUUCCAAGACCAGCCGUAUGUGGUUGCUCCCACCUUCAAUUUUACCAAGUUCCCCUUCCACCCGGACUUCUACGACAUGAUUCUGAACCAGACUUUUAUCGCCGAGGCUCAGGCCCAGUUUGAAAAGGACCGUACCGGACCUCACACCAUCGCAUCCGGCUAUUGCGGCAGCUGGCUCCCCCUCCAGAUCAUUGCCCCAAAUUCGUGGAAGGACAUCGCUAGGCGGUACGAAUCCCAAGACCCAGCCGCCUACCUCCCCGCCGGCACCGAUGAGACCGUCAUCGAGGGGUACAGGGCGCAGCAGAAAGCACUAGCGAGGUCCAUGAGGAGCAAGCAAUCGGCAAUGUAUAACUUCUUCCUGAGGGGCGGCUACGAAGAGGGUUCUGUCGUCUACUUGCACCCAACCAGCCGUGGCACCGUUCGCAUCAACCGAUCCGACCCCUUCUUCUCGCCGCCCGAGGUCGACUACAGGGCACUGAGCAACCCUACCGACCUGGAGGUCCUGCUCGAAUUCACUCCCUUCACCCGCAGGUACUUCUUGGAGACGAGGUUGAAGUCCCUCGACCCGGUCGAGCUGUCGCCCGGUGCCAACGUCACGGCGCCCGCCGACAUCGAGGCCUGGCUUCGCAGCGUCAUGAUCCCGUCCUCCUUCCAUCCCAUCGGCACGGCCGCCAUGUUGCCUAGGCACCUCGGUGGUGUCGUGGACGAGAACCUUCUGGUGUACGGGGUCGAAGGCUUGAGUGUCGUCGACGCCAGCGUCAUGCCCGACUUGCCGGGCUCAUACACGCAGCAGACCGUGUAUGCUAUUGCUGAGAAGGCCGCGGAUCUCAUUAAGAGCAGGGCUUGAUUAACCUGGAUGGCAGACCAUUGUAGUGGCCGGAGGUCAGGAUUGAUGUCUAUCAUAUGCUGAUGCCGAUCAGGCAAAGA
Messenger RNA from Thermothelomyces thermophilus ATCC 42464, 2213 nucleotides. RefSeq names its product GMC oxidoreductase-like protein. The coding region runs from base 226 to 2133 and encodes 635 amino acids. Lineage: Eukaryota; Fungi; Ascomycota; Sordariomycetes; Sordariales; Chaetomiaceae. Gene Ontology annotation, biological process: secondary metabolite biosynthetic process. The record is from RefSeq and is a predicted model, not a curated record. Gene Ontology annotation, molecular function: flavin adenine dinucleotide binding; oxidoreductase activity, acting on CH-OH group of donors. The transcript has 7 exons.